CUCCCCCCGCCCACUGUUGCAGGCACUGAUGGUCUUCGAGGAUGUGGCCGUGUACUUCUCCCGGGAAGAGUGGGGGCUCUUGGACUCGGCCCAGAGGGCCCUGUACCGCCAGGUGAUGCUGGAGAACUUCGCCCUCGUGGCCUCGCUGGGACUCUCUGCCUCCCGACCUCGGAUCGUCCUCCAGCUCGAGCGGGGUGAGGAGCCCUGGGUUCUCAGUGGGCUGGAUGUGGCCCUGGCCAGGGACGCCCAGAGGAGGCCCGGCCCUGGUUCCCAGCGCCCGGCAGAGGACAGAGCUGGUUCAGGGGAAGCAGCGUGGCCUUUCCCGGAAAGGCCCCCCCUGACACCUCCCGGAGUCCCCCGCACCCCUGCCGCCUGUGAGCCCGGAGAUCGCCUGGAGGGGCGUCGGGGCAGCUCCUCGUCUGGGGAGAGAAAGCCCACGGGGGUCUCCGUGCACCUUCCAAAGUCUACUCUGCACAGAGGCUGGGUCCCCGCCCUGACCCCAACCCCCAGCUGCACGUGA
Molecule: messenger RNA, 520 nt
Organism: Myotis davidii
Lineage: Eukaryota; Metazoa; Chordata; Mammalia; Chiroptera; Vespertilionidae
Product: zinc finger protein 324A-like
Exons: 4
Coding region: 29-520 (163 amino acids)
Biological process (GO): regulation of DNA-templated transcription
Source: RefSeq, a predicted model, not a curated record